This is a messenger RNA of Oryzias latipes (Japanese medaka), 904 nucleotides long. It is a transcript of the gene phlda2, whose product is annotated as pleckstrin homology-like domain, family A, member 2. NCBI's taxonomy places the organism in Eukaryota, Metazoa, Chordata, Actinopteri, Beloniformes, Adrianichthyidae. The record is from RefSeq and is a predicted model, not a curated record. Gene Ontology annotation, molecular function: phosphatidylinositol phosphate binding. Gene Ontology annotation, biological process: positive regulation of apoptotic process.
AAAUUUCACACCACGUGACGUGGGCGGGAAGAAGAGGAGCGCAUAAACUCGGCCGCUCCUCCUGGUCCAUUCACAGCCGCGCUCUGGAUUACUCCACCUCUGCAGAGAAGCUCCACCGUCCGGAGACGCCGUCUGAACGCGGGGCCGCUGCGCGUAAAGGAUGAAAAUGUCCGCGGCGGAGAUCAGCCAGGUCCUCAAGGAGGGAGAGCUGGAGAAGAGGAGCGACAGCCUGCUCCAGUUCUGGAAGAGGAAGACGUGCGUCCUGACCACGGACAGCCUCAACAUCUACGCCGACACGCAGAAGCGAUCCAAGGGCAAGGAGCUGAAGCUGCAGUCCAUCAAGAAGGUGGACUGCGUGGAGCGCACCGGCAAGUUCAUCUACUUCACCAUCGUCACCACAGACAACAAAGAGAUCGACUUCCGGUGCUCCGGGGAGGAGAACUGCUGGAACGCCGUGAUCACCAUGGCCCUGAUCGACUACAAGAACAAGAAGGCCAUUCAGGACUUUAAAACGCGCCAGGACACCGAGAGCGCGUCGCCCGGUCAGCAGGAGAGGCGCAUGGCGCGAGCGCCUUGAGCCGCGAGCGAGCGCGCGGGCGGGCGGUCAGCCGCUCCUAAUAUGCAACACUGUGGACCACGGGUUACCCGGACCAAAGGGAGGACGAGGUCAUCCGGUCCAGAGAUGAAGGACUGUUGGACUGAAACCCCGGAGAACCGGAGGAAACGGACGUCCAGGAGCUCCAAACGGACUGAACUCCAGCUGCCGACGUGAUUUCAUGUUAGCUCUCUGGGGACAAAUAACUUCUCCAAUCAUGAUGGGAGUUAUGGUUUUACUGCAAACACUUUCUACUUUAAAUUAUUGACUAUUUGUAUUUAUUUAAAUAAAUAUCCAGCUUUUUAACAA